AUGUCGCACACUGUAACCAUCCAUAACAAGUCUCCUCAUAGCCAAGAAUUCGAGGUCCACGGCUGGAACAACAAUCAUAAUGUCGUUGUCAAGAGCAACGAACGAGCGAAGAUCAACGCCCCUGAUGGAUCUUCCGGAGCCAUCAUCGCCCUCCAUAACGGUCAUGAAGGCGAACAAGCUGAAAUCACCAAGAAAGGCUUCAACGGCAACGACUUCUUCGAUAUCAGCAACAUCACUGGUGCAGGUGGCAACAUGACCAUUAUGCAGGUCGGCAACCCCAAGACAAUCAAAGGUCAUCCUACCUUCAUGCAGGCUCUCAAUAAAGCAUGGCACUCGGCCGAUCAGAAUACGAAGAACGAGAUCAAACAGUCGCUCCAUUUUGACGGAGCUGGAAACAUAAUCAGAAUGGACGCGACCAAGGAUAAUCCUCACCUUGAAGCAUUUGUACAUAAGUUUGAUGACUUGUCCUAUGUUGGAAAAGGUGCUUGGAAGGGAGAUAAGGGAGACCCACGAGACAACGCUCAGAGUAGCGCAGCUGAAGGAAGUAAAGACAUCUUGAUCACUUACAGUAAUGGAGAUGCCAGACCAGACCUAGAUGAGCCUACUCCAAUUCAUGCACAUGUCCUCGUAGCGAAGCAAACUGCAGCACCUCCCAAGGGUGUUGACAAGAAGCCUGGCGUCUUGCUAACCAACAAAUCUCAACACGACGAGACUUACUUCUUCUACGACAACUACUGGAAUGGAAACGGCACAGCCGGAGCCAACUUCGACCAUCCCAUCAAGUCAGUGCAUGUUCCUGCGGGGCAUACCAUCUCAGUCGAUCUACCAUCUUCUUUCAAAGGUCGCGUCCAGCGCGGCGACAAAAUCCCCGCCACAUGGGUCGGAUUCCAACUCGAAGCAUCCGACGACCACAAGGGGCACGGAGACGUCAGUGUCGAGCAAGGAAACGAUGGCGCAGCGACAAUCCGAUCUACUGAUGGCACGAACAGAACAGGUGGAUUCACUACUCCGAUCCACGCUCCAGGGUCUGCUUAUCAGACCAGAGCAGAUGGAAAGCAUGUCAUUGCCAGUACUAUGGGCAAUUGGCUGGGAGGUCCGAAUAAAGCUGCCAUCGAGGCACAACAAGGUAUCAAGGGCAAGGUGUAUGUUACCGGAGGGUCUGGUGUUCCUGAUAUUGCUUCUGCAGACCAUCGGUUUGCUGUGGACUUUUACUAG
This is a messenger RNA of Aureobasidium namibiae CBS 147.97, 1215 nucleotides long. RefSeq lists its product as uncharacterized. Lineage: Eukaryota; Fungi; Ascomycota; Dothideomycetes; Dothideales; Saccotheciaceae. Bases 1 to 1215 code for a protein of 404 amino acids. The record is from RefSeq and is a predicted model, not a curated record. The transcript is spliced from 3 exons.